AUGGUUGCGACACCCUGGACCCUAGUUCGUCUCAUGGAUGAGUGCGAGAAUGCGGAGAAAGAAAAUUCCAGCGAUGAAGUCUUCAUUCCGAGUACUACGAUCAAAUUGUUGACAUCGAAAGAGUGCGUCAGCGACAUUCUAAAGGAACGAAAUUGUCAAGAUCAGGAUGCCUUGAAGAAACGGAUCUUCGAUGAAAGCUGCCCUGCGAAGAUUAUCUUUCUCAUCUUGGCUCGAGCCGGCAAGCUAGAUCGUAUUGGCCAGUUCUUAUCCAAUGGCUUUUCUGAUCGUCAUCUUCCUAUAGAGCUUCUAUGGACGCGCGAGGGGUACAAAUUCAAAAGUGCCAAAGAUUCAAACUGGACUACUGCUCCUUUUGGAGCAGGAAUUGACUAUAAUGAUGUCGACUAUUUUAUACAGAAGCAAUGGCCAUUCUUGGCCCCUAUCUUUGAGAGGGAGUUCGAAUACGUGCUACAGCAACGCAUUCCUUUGCCGUUGGUCGAGAAAGGCACUGCUAUUGUCUCAGGGUUUAGUUGCGUUUCCAAGAUCGAGAUGCACCCUGCCCACGUCCCAGAGCAGACAGAAUACUCGAUGGCCAUGAAGAAAAUGGAGCUAGAGAGUGAAGAUCAAAUCAAGUAUGUCAGAAAAGAGAUGACUAACGUGACAUCUCUUCGAUUACUGGAUCACGACCAUCUUGUCAAAGCAAUUCUCGCCUGCACUAGAGGAAAGCAGGCCUUAUUCUUCUUCCCUUGGGCAAAUGGGGGAGACCUGUAUAACUUCUUGAAAACCAAUUCUACUGAGGGCAUGGCUGCUAUCAUAUGGAUGCUAGAUCAAAUGGUCGGACUCUCCAGCGCUUUGAGUCUGCUGGCGGACAAGGGGUAUCGGCAUGGUGACCUCAAGCCUGCCAACAUUCUAUUGUUCCCUGAAAGGUCUGGUAGCUACCGACUAAAGAUUACAGACGUUGGUCUGUCGAAACUUCACAUUCUGGCAACAAGCAAGCGACUAAAUGGGACGACUGCCAAGGCUACCACGAGGAGAUACAGCCCUCCUGAAUUUGACCUUUUGUUUGAUGAUGACGGGGAGCCAGUAGAAGACUCAGAUGACAUCAAGCUAUCGCGCAAGUUCGACAUUUGGUCUCUCGGCUGCGUUUUCAUCGAGCUUCUCCUCUGGGCCCAACUGGGCCGGCAAAAGUACAAGGAAUUCGACCGGUCUAUGAAAAGGGACCGACGUUUCUGGGACUCUGCACGGGAAGACCUUGACACUAGGGUCAAAGUUAGAAUACAGGACCUGGAGGAUUCUAUUAAGGACACACCGUGUGACGAGGUCGUGCAGCGAAUUCUAACCUUGGUUCUGGAGAAAAUGCUUCUUGUCAACAGCGAUGAUCGUGGCAGUGCCUCGGAUAUUCACAAGGAAUUGAAGAGUAUAAGAGAUAGUUACGGUGAGUAUUUCCAGCCGAGGAACGUGAUUGAUUUGCCGCUAGGCCUGACUGCCGAGCAGGCCGCCGAAUACGACCAUCGGCAAAACAGUCAGGGUCCGCCAGACGGAAGCAACGCCAUGAGUCGAAGCGCUCCUGAGCCAUCUGGUGUCCAAAACAAGGGCUUAAGUACUAAGGCUGUCCCUUCAGGCAAUACCGCUGCUAUGGCUCAAAGCGCCAAGCUACUCAAUCAAUGGACAAUCAGUCCAGACAAUGAGUUUGCAAAGAAGUUCUUCUCCGAGGCUUCCCGCCCCAGUCCAGCAGACAGACGUCAGCUCUGUGACUCAUGCUCGAGGCUUCGAAUCUGGGAGCCCAGUGCUAAAGUAUCUGGCAAUAUGAGGGACUUUGGAAUUCGUGCGUCAGCAUGUGACUUGUGUAAUCUCCUAUACGCCGUCUCGCAAAGGGUUGGCCUUCAUGAAGACCAGGAAUUACAAUGCGUUCGGAACGGCCCUACACUCAACUUGAAUCGGCGCGACGGUCCGCCAGUACUGUCCCUGUUCUCCGAUCCUGCCUUCAAUGCUCAUGAUCUUGGAUCAGUUCAGGUCGGAUAUCCAACUUUGUCGCCUCCGGAAAGCCCUGAACGAUAUCAUCUCUUUCAAGAGUGGCUCCGCGUGUGUGAUAAAGAGCACGGCCAUGCACGAGAAGCAUCCUCUGGCGGCUAUGCUGUCCAGAUGCCCACUAGACUGAUUCGCGUGGGGGAGGCGAGUGAGCACUUGGAAGACAUUAAAGAUUCUGGAUUUCUACAUUAUCUUGCUCUUAGCCACUGCUGGGGAGGCAGCACGAGCCUGUCUACCCUGACCAGCAACAUCGACCAAUUUCGUAACGAGAUACCGCAUGAACAGCUGCCUCUUAAUUUCCAGGAAGCUAUCAGAGUCACGAGAGCACUCAAGAUCCCAUAUUUGUGGAUAGACUCGUUGUGUAUCAUCCAAGACGACCCAGAAGACUGGCGACGAGAAGCUGCUCGAAUGGGUCAGGUUUUCAGCAACGCCUACUGCACAAUCGCGGCGACAUCAGCAGCGACGUCUAACGAGGGCUUUCUCACUCCAAAGCUUAGCUCAACACUUUCUGCGACGUUAGAAACUCCUGAGGACGGUCUGCUUCACAUUUCAGAAUUCAUGGAAGAUUGUAACAGAGACUUAGAGUCAGCGCCUCUGAAUGCGCGCGGUUGGGUGAUGCAGGAGCGAGCUUUGUCUAGGAGAACACUGCACUUCACCAAGACUCAAGUUUACUGGGAGUGUGGAAACGGACUGCAUUGUGAGCGGUUCUUCAAAUUAUCAAAUCCCCAAUCAGCUCUGUUCGCAGACUCGGACUUCCCCAAGGCCAUACUCAAGUACUACAAGGGCGGGCGAAUCACUCUGUUUCAAAAUCUUUACGAGAAGUAUUCCAGACUCAAUUUCAGUUACAAUUCAGACCGACCAGUGGCCAUUCUGGGUCUCGAGAAACACCUUUCAACUGUCCUCCAGAGUCGCGGCGAGUUUGGUGUCUUUGAGCAGUACUUGGCAAGAAGUCUUCUCUGGUCUCGACCUCAGAAUAUCUUUCUGAAGAGUAUCACGUUCCAAGAUGGCCAUCAUGUUCCUUCUUGGUCAUGGACGGCAUACGAGGGUCCAAUCACUUAUGCGAACAUACCUUUUGACAAGGUCGAAUGGAGCACAGACUGCUUGCUUCGCGAGGAAACCGGUACAAAGGCCAAGAGGACUGUGUUGAAAGCAGUUGCUAGAAGUCUCAGAUUGGAUAAGCUGGAUAUGCAUGAUAGAGUCAAGCUUGAUGAAGGGUCUGUGUUCGAACCAUCCGACUUGCGGGCGGUUGUCCUUGGUAAAGACAAGAAGCAAGAAUCUCGGGUCCGGGUACACUACGUUCUUCUUGUCGCCUUAUCCGAGGACGAACCAGAGCAGACAAAGGUUUAUGUUCGAGUUGGAGUGGCCUGGCUUCUUGAACAUAACAUGGCAAUGGAUGGUGAGGAUGUUGUGAUUUACUAG
Molecule: messenger RNA, 3444 nt
Organism: Fusarium fujikuroi IMI 58289
Lineage: Eukaryota; Fungi; Ascomycota; Sordariomycetes; Hypocreales; Nectriaceae
Product: related to tol protein
Exons: 5
Coding region: 1-3444 (1147 amino acids)
Biological process (GO): protein phosphorylation
Molecular function (GO): protein kinase activity; ATP binding
Source: RefSeq, a predicted model, not a curated record